Molecule: messenger RNA, 1166 nt
Organism: Halteromyces radiatus
Lineage: Eukaryota; Fungi; Mucoromycota; Mucoromycetes; Mucorales; Cunninghamellaceae
Exons: 3
Coding region: 38-1069 (343 amino acids)
Source: RefSeq, a predicted model, not a curated record
CUUAGUAUUCACUUAUUUUUUUCUAAUUUUUACUAUUAUGAUACCCUUUCCACUCAUUUUGUUAUUGUUAUUAUUAUAUCUUAUUAGUACCGUCCUUGCUGUAUCAGGAGGAGAAGGUACUUAUGCUAAUGCUGCUAUUGAAGGUGCUCAGAUCAUUGACAAUUCAACUCAUAUUCCAACUGGUUUUUAUAGUUUUCGACAUGUUGAAACUAAUAAAUAUCUUCAAUUCAUUGACUUUCAAAAUCAAAUUGUACCUACUGAAGGCAAGAACUCUACCGUAUUCAAUGGUACACUUUGGACAGUUAAAUGGCACGGUGACAAAAACUAUUCCAUUCAUCAUUUGAACCAUGCAAGAUACGAUAAAUGUUUAUCUACUAGGUGGGAUCAUACUAGAGGAAACGAUGAUGCGGGGGUAGCUUGGCAGUGUGAAGUAGACAACAAAACGAUCGAUGAACCUGACUUUGACAUUUAUCCAGGUUUCCAUGGUGUAUACAAUGCAUCUUUACCUCGACCAUUACAUGGUGGUAAAGAACACAACAAUAAACGAUUAGAUCGACGCUAUGUGAAUACGUACGAAGCCAUUCGACAAGACAAACAACAAUGGUUAUUUAUGCGUGAUGAUCCCUCCAAAACGUUCGAUUGGACGAAUGUGGCAUUUGAUCCAGCUACUGGCAAAAAUAAGUAUAAUGGAGAUAUUAUUCAACCGGACCGAAAGAAAAAUCAACAUUCUGGAAGUCAUUUGGUGUAUCUUGUCUCAGCCGCUCAUUUAUGGAAUAUGCGAUCUCGAUGUCUUCAUCCAACAGCAAGUUAUGUAUUUGAUUUUACUCCUAACAAUACCGGUGUGACUAAUUUGGAUUUCUGUCAUUUUGGGAAUCAAUCACUCUUAUGGGAAAUGACAUUAUGGAAACCAAAGGAUUUUGUUUUAGGUGAAGAGCCCAACCCAGAUUUCGUUCAUCCUGUUGUCUCCGUCUGGUCCAUCCUUGGUGCAAGUUAUCCUGGUGAGACCAUCCUUCUUUGGUCUUGUCUUUUAUUGUUUUCUCUAGUUGCUUGGAUAUGGCAUUCUAGUUAGUUAGAUCUUUGUCAAUAGUAUAGACUUGUAGUAGAUUAUAUACUUUUUAAUAAAAGUAAAAAAAAAAAGGUACGACUUCAUAGAUGACACACUUUCA